UUUUGAAAAUUUCUUUUUGCCAAUAUCUUGGAUGCCGGUGCUCCCUUCUCCUCUCGUGAGUGUCCUUAUACAAAAACAAUGUCUUGUGAUAUAUUUUUCAUGUUAAUCCCUCCCCAUUUGUGCCAUUACAUACAUACAGUGAGGAUCCCUGUAAAUUUUUGUUGGGUUUAUGUAUCUGUUGCUUGUUUAUUAUGUUCUUACUCUUACAGUAAAUACACUUUCCUCCCGUUAGAUUCUGUGUGACUGUGAGCUUCUAAAUGUAUUAAACAUUUACCCAUCUUUGUUUAUCUUUUAAAUUUCUUUACACCAUCAUCAUUAGAGCUUUUCCUCUGAUAUCUCAUUCCUUUCUAUGUCCUUAGUUUAAUCAGUGCUAAGUAUAUCAUAUUUGAGGGAAGCUUCCAAGCCAUGGCAGGGCAAAUCGCCUAUGUAAGUUGGUUUUAAAAAUGGUGCGUAUAUGUAUGGAUUAUUUUGAUACAGGCAUUUGGAAUUUGGAUCAAUUUUAAGCUUUAGUUUUUGAGUUGUUUGUUUAUUGCUUAGAUCCCUUGUGUUAGUAUUGUUAGUUCAGUUGGGGAGGAUUCUUGUUGGAGAGCGUGGGAUUGGUUUGGUGGAGUAGAUAUUUGAAUGUGGCAGUAGUUGGAACUUGGAGUCGCUGUUCGGUGAUGCAUGGCUGAUUGUGUUGAUGGAUGGGAAAAGGUUAGGUUGGCAUGGGUUUCGUAGGUUAUCCAUAAAUUAAUUAUUGUUGUAGAGUGUGGGGGUUUGCGUUUCCCACCUCUCAUUCCUCAUCCCCUCGUCACCAGUCCGGUCAAUUUCUGUCGCAAGCAAUGGAAUGGCACUGAUGAUGAUAUCUAGACUCUCGUUACACCAUUUGAUCGUCAGAUUUAUUCUUUUCAGUACAAGUGUUUCUGGUCGGGUUACAAAUAUCUAAAAUUGCAAGCUUAUUAAUUAUUUAACUCCGGAUUAGAAAUUUAAUCUAUUCUUAGUUGUUUUCUUAAAAAAACAUAAUCGGGUUUUAAAAGGCACAAUUCUAUUGCAAAUAAUAGUGAAAUGAUUUGAUUUAAGAUUUGGAUUUGAGAAGUACUUUUUCAAUAUUUUUUAAUAAUGAAAAAUAUAAAAAUCCGAAGAAAUCGAAAUUGAAGAACAAAAUACAGGACGUUGAAGGUCCGCCACAUCCCAAAGAUAACAAUAGUAAGUAACGAUUGGUAAUAAAAGACUCCACGCUCCCUCCUCCACCUGCGCUUCGAUAGUUUCGAUUUAGAAAGUUCUUUUCCGACAGCAAGCAUACCUGACGUAGAAAACCCAAAGCCAAAGCGAGGGAAAGGAGAAGACGUAGAAGACGUUGUUGAAAGAAGAAUAGAGAUUAUGACGUUGGCUCUCUCUUCGGCAACGUCUGCUUCUUAUUUCAUCACUCGUCAUAAUGCAAAGCCUUCUCCGGUUAUCAAAACGACCUUCAUGACUCUGAAACCAGCGUCGUUUCCUUCCCCUUUAACCGCCGUCAUUGUGUCUGCCGGGGCGCGGAGGAUCGUUUCUUGCCAAGCUGUCUCCACCGCUUCCCUCGACAAGGACGAGAAAAACGCGUCGGCUUCGGGGUCCGCCGAAGCCGACGAGGAAGCUAAAGUAGGGGCCAAGGUUAAGGUGAAGGUACCGCUCAAAGUGUAUCACGUCGUUCGCGAGCCGGAGUUGGAUCUGAUCGGUAUGGAAGGAGUGAUUAAGCAGUACGUCGGAAUCUGGAAAGGGAAACCGAUUUCAGCUAAUCUUCCUUACAAGGUGGAGUUUCUUAAGGAAAUUGAAGGCCGAGGACCUGUCAAGUUCUUCGUCCAUCUUAAAGAGGAGGAAUUGGAAUUCCUUGAUUAGAAAUGUCGGUUCUUCUCCGUACGCCAGGCAAAAUUACUCUUUUUUUAAGCGUCUUUUUGCUUUCUUUCUUAUAACCAAAAGCCAAUAACUGCUCAUUGUUGUAUAUAUUUUACCUUUACCGUUCAGUUCUACCUGGGAAUCUGAUUUCUUUGUUUUUGUUUUCUGUUCGUUACUUUGUAGAAUCGAAGUUCCUAUACCUUAAAUAGAUUUGAACUUCUUAUAUCUAGAGUUACCUUAAAUAGAAUUGAAGUUCUUAUA
Messenger RNA from Gossypium arboreum, 2109 nucleotides. RefSeq names its product ferredoxin-thioredoxin reductase, variable chain-like. NCBI's taxonomy places the organism in Eukaryota, Viridiplantae, Streptophyta, Magnoliopsida, Malvales, Malvaceae. The transcript has a single exon. The record is from RefSeq and is a predicted model, not a curated record. Gene Ontology annotation, biological process: photosynthesis. Bases 1360 to 1851 code for a protein of 163 amino acids.